Messenger RNA from Columba livia (rock pigeon), 3569 nucleotides. RefSeq names its product centromere protein I (gene CENPI). NCBI's taxonomy places the organism in Eukaryota, Metazoa, Chordata, Aves, Columbiformes, Columbidae. Gene Ontology annotation, cellular component: kinetochore; inner kinetochore. Gene Ontology annotation, biological process: CENP-A containing chromatin assembly; mitotic sister chromatid segregation. The coding region runs from base 224 to 2470 and encodes 748 amino acids. The record is from RefSeq and is a predicted model, not a curated record. The transcript has 21 exons.
ACGUGGCUCUACGCAUGCGCCAGAGGAGAUGAUGCUGGCGGCCGAGGAACGCGCCCAUUGGCCGUCGCAGCCCCGCCUAGCCCUUAAGUGCGCAGGCGCAGGAAGUGGCGCGGAGGUUUGAAUUGCGCGGCGGUUGGAGGUGUCCCCUGUGUGAGGAGUGAAGGGUUGGAACCCACAUGACAAAUGAGUAAAAUUCUCCUGUCUCCAAUGGGAGUCUGAAAAGAUGGAGCAAAGUCAGAGUUCCAAGACCUCAAAGCGGCCUCUGCAAUUUCGUGAUACAAAUCAAACUGAUAUGUCUGCAUGGCGAAAAAAAGGGAGAACUGACCCUGAAAACAGUGUCCUGGAUCAUCAACCUCCUAAUGAUCAGAAAGAUGACAACGAGCAAGACUCCCUUGAGGAGGCUUUCCGCUACUUUGAAGAAGUUCAAGACCGUGUUUCACUGAAAAAUAGUAUUCUGCAGAAACACUUGACUGCUGUGGAAAGUGUUGCCCUACAAAGAGGAUUACCCCCUGAAGGAUUUAAUGUGUUGCUAGAUGUGGCACUCAGUGGCAAAUUUGGUGAUGCAGUGAAUACUCGUAUACUGAGGAGUCUGAUUCCAGCCUCAGUAGUACCAGAAGAUUCUGUGGUUUCAUCUGUAUCUUGGCUUUGUGUCAGCAAAUGCUCAGGCAAUGUCCAGCUGCUUUUUUUAAAAUGGCUGAUCACAGUGUUUGACUUCAUUGAUCACAAGGAACAACUUAAUGCCCUCUAUGGUUUCUUCUUUUCCUUCCUCCAAGAAGAGAAGAUGUGCCCCUUUGUCUGCCAUCUGCUCUACCUGCUGACCAGGAAAGAAAAUGUAAAACCUUUUCGGGUUAGGAGGCUGCUUGACCUCCAAGCAAAAAUGGGAACACAGCCUUAUCUGCAGGCUCUGCUAUCACUUUACAAACUCUUUUGUCCUGAGCUGGUGACCAUAACCCUUCCCAGGAAAAUGAAGGCUUACUUCAGGGAUCCAGAAGGCCCAUGGAAAGCAGCAAUCAACACAGUAAGGCAAAGAAACCAGGAAAACACUCAAGUGGCCCGGCCACUGUUUUUAGGCACAGCCCAGCCUCAGUCACAAAAAAGGAAAUGGAAUACCCAGAUAAGCAUACCUGCAAGCAGUAGAAACAAAAUUAAUUUUGAAGAGGACAGGGAAAAGAAAUGUAUUGAUUUGCACAGUACAAAUGAGUCUUUUCCAGUGGAGCAGCUGCAGACUUUUUCUCAGCUCCUACAAAAUAUCCACCGUCUAGAGUUUCCUUCCCAGAUGGGUUCAGUGCUAACAAACCCUUUAUUGCUUCAUUACAUGAAUUGCUUCAAAGAUGAAUCAGUUAACCUAAGGCUCUACUAUUGGAUGGAGCAGACUCUUCAGCAAGAAUGUACCUGGUGUGUGGUUGAUAACAGUCAAUAUGAAGAAGAAUUUAAGAAUUUCCUGGAAACUGUCUACGAGACAGAGUGCUUCUUACAGGAGGGAUUUUCUUCUUGUGAAGAGUUUCUGUAUAAGAGCCUUCCUCUCUGGGAUGGCUUCUGCUGCCGAUCACAAAUCCUCAGGUUUGUGAGUUGGAUUCCCCUCCGCAGCUCCUCCGAAAUAAAGUCACAUCUCUACAAUCCCCUGGCACAGCUCUUUUUCACAUCGUCCCUUUACUUUAAGUGCAGUGUUCUUGAGAGCCUGAAAGAGCUGUUGCAGAACUGGUUGAAUUGUCAGGUGACUCGUCUGGAUUCAGAGUCUGAUUCUGAAGUCCAUUCUUCGAAUACCACUCUUUCUGGACUAGUGAACACGAUUGCUGAACUGAUCCACUUUGUUGGAUGGAUCUCUACUGUUGCAUUGCGUUUGGAAAGCAAUCAUACUUUCUUGCUGCACUUUAUCCUGGAUUUCUAUGAGACUGUGUGUGACAUGUAUCUGAGGUAUGAUCUGCCUUUGUUGAUAAUGCCUCCUCCUAGAGUUUUCUAUGCAGUGCUUCUCGGCAUGGAUUCUGUCAACUUGAAUCAGCUCUGCUACAUUAUGCACAGGUAUCGAACCAACUUGGUGACUGCCAAAGAAAAUGAGCUGAGUAAAAAGAAAAUACUGCAGUUCAAGUUCAGUAAUCAGACAUAUCAAGAGUACAACAAGUACCUAACAGCAAUGGUGGGUUGUCUGUGGACAUCCAAUGUAUUCCAGAAGGAUAUUCACCCUCAAGGUAUUGCUAUGGAUGACGAACUGCUGAAGAAAACCGAAGUGCCGGAUUUCAAAAACAGCUUUAACAUUGUCUGCCACCCAGCCUUGAUGAGCUAUGCUUUUUUCUACCUGCAGCAGGCUUUUCCAGAUAACACCACUGUUGACUUCAGUUUAAUUAAGGGAAAGGAGUGGAACAGGUAUCUGGAGUAUCUCUAUUUGCAAGGCUUAGAUGGCCUGAAGGUCUUUAUUGAAAGCAGCGUCAAACGUAUUUCCCAGGCCUCUCACAGUAAAUCAGGGAAUGUGUAAAUGUGCCACUGGGAUUCACUGGAGCCUGUUUAUCAUCUGAAAGAGGAAAGCAGAAUUUAAUGGACUGUGUCACUAAUUCUUCCUUCUGGAGAGGAAAGAAACAGAGCAAUUACCCUUGUCUGCAUUUUUGUACUGACAUCUGUUUUAGGAAAGUUGAAGACAUGGAAGGAAUGCUGGCUUGGUCCACUAACCCUGAAAGUCCUCUUGUCCCUGCUUGAACUUCUCUGGUCUGAAGCUGCUGAGCUCAUAUGUAUCAUCCACAUUUUUCAUCCUCAUUUUUCUCAGUUGCAGUAUCUGGUUUGAUUGAGAAACAAACCUCUUCUAUCUCAAACCUGCAAUGAACAGCAUUGCUUCAUUUAUGAGUAAUGUUGAUCCCUGACCUGCUUUGCCUUCCUCAACAGCAGGUAAUGAGAAGCAAUUCAAUUGGCCUUUUGGGGAUACUGUAUAUGUACUGGCUUGGAGCACUAUGAGUUUCCCAGUUCCCUUUUGCACUGUGUAUAUAUAGAGUCUGACCAACUGACCUUCCUCAACUUCACUUUCAUUAUGAAGCUUCCAAAAUAGACUUUUUGCUAUCAUUUCUUAUAACAUUCUUCUAAUGCAGCUGGUAAAUUUGAUGCUCAGUUGAUGGCUUAUCAAUGAUUUGAGCAUUUGAACAGUGUUGCCACUAGCUCAACAUUUUCUAUUUAGAAGUGCAAAUGUAACUUUCUUUUUUGUAUUUUUAGCUCUGUGUUGUAUGCUGUGUAUAUAUGGAUAAUUUAUAUCUUGUAAAAGGUUUCCAACAUGCCAUUUGAAUGAACUCUGCUACAAAAUGUAUCUUUUAUUGUAAUUUCAUUUAAAUGCUGAGUAGAAGUUGGGAGAAGCAGAUCUCAGGUCUUCAAAAUUUGAGUGAACUUGAUUUCACUGCUGUAAAAUGAGGCUUUAAGCACUUGAAAGAUGGAUCAGCAUAUACUGAAUUUUGCCUUGUGAAAUCUGUACUUUGGUCCUCAGAGUGACUCCAGAGCUGUUAAGGAUGUGUUUGGUUCCUUUAUCCUCUCGAUCAGACUGGCUCUAGGUUGAGUACCAUUCUUCUUGGCUCAAAUAAACGACAUGGUUAAUACAU